Molecule: messenger RNA, 813 nt
Organism: Serpula lacrymans var. lacrymans S7.9
Lineage: Eukaryota; Fungi; Basidiomycota; Agaricomycetes; Boletales; Serpulaceae
Exons: 6
Cellular component (GO): Set1C/COMPASS complex
Molecular function (GO): histone binding
Source: RefSeq, a predicted model, not a curated record
CCUCAUUAUGAGCUUCGCCACACACUCCGUGGUCAUACUCAAUCAAUAUCUGCUGUAAAGUUCAGUCCAGAUGGAACUCUACUGGCCUCAUGUGCCGCCGAUAAUGUCAUCAAGAUUUGGUCACCAUUCACCGGAGAACUCAUAAGAAAUCUAAGCGGACACACCAAAGGCCUCUCCGAUAUCGCAUGGUCCGCAGACGCCGUAUAUCUUGCUUCAGCUUCAGAUGAUACCAGUAUUCGUAUUUGGGAUGUCGAUUCUGGUUUAACAACCAAACAUCUGAGAGGACAUUCCAGUUUUGUCUUCUGCGUGAAUUACAACACAGCAUCCAAUCUCUUAGUCUCCGGCGGAUGUGAAGGCGAUGUGCGAAUAUGGAAUGUCGCCAAAGGGAAAUGUAUGAAGACACUGCACGCUCAUCUUGACUAUGUCACUGCCGUGCAUUUCAACAGAGAUGCCACUCUUAUAGUUUCUUGUUCCCUAGAUGGUCUCAUUCGAAUAUGGAAUACCACUAGUGGUCAAUGCUUGAAGACCCUUGCAGAAGGUCAUGAUGCUAUAUGUCAACAUGUCCAAUUCUCUCCAAACUCUAAAUAUAUACUCUCGACAGCCCACGACAGCGCCAUACGUCUAUGGGAUUACCAUACAUCUCGGUGCCUCAAAACAUAUGUUGGACAUCGAAAUGAUAAAUAUUGUAUUGCAGCUUGUUUCAGUGUUACUGGUGGAAAAUGGAUAGUUUCAGGAAGUGAAGAUAAUAAGGUGUAUCUGUGGGAUUUGCAGAGUCGAGAAGUGGUGCAAGUACUCGAAGGCCACGAAGGUGUU